Molecule: messenger RNA, 2686 nt
Organism: Somion occarium
Lineage: Eukaryota; Fungi; Basidiomycota; Agaricomycetes; Polyporales; Cerrenaceae
Source: the annotation of a GenBank genome assembly
AGAGUCGCGUCUUCUCAUGCGCAGUCGCACACAACCGUACUUAUCGCUUUGUCUACCAACGGCCGGGCGCUUGCUCUGGUAACUCUUCGGAGAUUCUCCUCUGGUUCUUCUGAAUACAAUUUUCAGCAGAUUGACCUUCACGACCUGAAGAGGUUGUGCUUUGUUCUGGAUGCACCCCAUGUCGUUCGAUCCAGUCACGAGUGACCGACGUGCACAAGACGGCACGCGGUUGUCCCGCCUUCUUCACCGUGUGCACAACAAACUGGGAGAACACAAGCCUCAUCCUGCUACCGCCGCUUCUACAGCCUCUGCGCUGGGAUCACAGUGCAGUGGGCCCAUCGGACCUGGUGCUGCAGGACCCAAUGAUCCUUUCUGGCUGGAGACCAUUGAGCAUCAGGGGAUUGCGGCUUUCAACCCGAACCCAGGAUCGUACCAGGUGUUCCGCAACGUGAAAGACUUCGGAGCCAAGGGCGAUGGUGUAACCGAUGACACUGCCGCUAUAAACUCUGCGAUGUCUGCGGGUGGUCGCUGUGGAGGAGGGUCGGCGUGUCAAUCGUCGACGAUAACACCAGCCAUUCUAUACUUCCCUAAAGGAACGUACAAAGUAUCGACGCCCAUCGAAACAUACUACUACACACAAAUGAUUGGAGACGCUCGCAACCCACCCACGCUCCUCGCGGCUCCGAACUUCUCUGGCAUUGCGGUGAUCGAUGCCGAUCCAUACAUUCCUGGUGGAAAUGGGGAACAAUGGUUUGUCAAUCAGAACAACUUCUUCAGAAGCGUGCGCAACUUCGUGAUCGAUCUUCGACAAAUGCCCGCUUCUGCGUCUGCUACCGGAUUGCAUUGGCAAGUAUCCCAGGCGACGUCGUUAAUGAAUGUUCGAGUCGAAAUGAGCACUGCAGCCGGCAAUAAUCAUCAAGGUAUCUUCAUGGAAAACGGUAGCGGAGGAUUCAUGGGAGAUCUCAUAUUUAACGGUGGAAAAUUCGGUAUAUGGAUUGGGAAUCAACAAUUCACUGUCCGCAAUAUCACGGUCAAUAACGCCAAUACCGCCAUAUUCGGCAUCUGGAACUGGGGGUGGACUUUCCAGGGUGUCACGAUCAAUAACUGUCAAGUGGGCUUCGAUCUUACAACAGGCGGAACCUCUCAGGCUGCUCAAACCGUCGGCGCCGAAGCGAUCAUCGACGCAGUCGUUACUAACACCCCGAUCUUCAUCCGUAACUCGGUACCCUCUACGUCUCUCGCUGGUUCUCUCGUUCUGAACAAUAUCCGCUUGAACAACGUCCCGGUUGCAGUCGGCGUUGUCGGAGGACAAGUGGUCCUCAACGGAGGGACCACAACCAUAGACUCGUGGGGUCAAGGCAAUAUCUUCAGCGGCACAAGCUCCACGGGCAAAUUUGUGCAGUCGAAUAUUCCUGCACCUAUCAAAGCAGCCAGUCUCUUGGACAGCGCUGGAAGAAUAUUUGGACGUACUCAUCCCCAAUAUGAAGACUUUGCGGUGAGCCAGUUCGUGAGCGUGAAGAGUCAAGGUGCCCGUGGAGAUGGCAAGACCGAUGAUACCGCAGCAAUUCAAGCAGUCUUUGACAAGUUUGCGGGAUGCAAAAUCAUAUUCUUCGAUGCCGGUACGUACUUCAUAACCGAUACUAUCACUAUUCCUGCUGGGGCACAAGUCGUCGGCGAAGUCUGGAGCGUCAUCAUGGGCGGCGGAUCUGCGUUUGGUGAUAUCAAUAACCCAAAGGCCAUGAUAAGAGUUGGAGCUCCCGGCUCUUCAGGGAUCGUCGAGAUUACGGAUAUGCUGUUUUCGACUCAGGCUCCAGCUCCUGGCGCUGUCGUGGUUGAAUGGAACGUGAACUCUCCCCAACAAGGUGGCGCUGGUAUGUGGGAUACUCACAUCCGACUUGGUGGAGCUGCUGGAACAAACCUACAAUCGAAUUGCCCAUCUGGCUCAGAUUCAUCCUCAUGCAUGGCUGCCUUCUUAGCAUUACAUCUUACGCCACAGUCGAAUGCGUACCUCGAGGGCACAUGGGUUUGGCUUGCUGAUCACGACCUGGAUGGAUCCGGCGAGCAACUUACCCUAUUUAGUGGACGUGGUAUUUUGUCCGAAUCUGCUGGUCCCGUCUGGCUAAUUGGUACAGGAUCGGAGCACCAUACGCUCUAUCAGUACAAUCUCGUGAACGCCAAAGACCACUAUAUGGGACUCAUUCAGACGGAGACGCCAUAUUAUCAACCAUCCCCCGCGCCGCCUACACCGUUUUCGAUAAACGCUGCAUUCCAUGACCCAAGCUUGCCCGAGCCAGCUGCAUGGGCUUUAAAUGUCCAGAACUCUCAAAACAUCAUCGUCUUCGGUGCAGGUUUAUACAGUUUCUUCCAAAACUUUAACCAGGCGUGCCUAGACAGUAACACAUGCCAGGAUCAGGUCGUCAACAUAGACAGCGGAUCGACAAUCAGCAUUUACAGCCUGUCAACCGUUGGUCUGACUCACAUGUUGAGUGUUAAUUCUCAAGGGAUUAUCCCGGCAAGUGCGAACCCGAAUGGGUUGCAGGCAACUGUUACUGCUUGGACAAGAUGAUCAAAGUUAGGAAGGGUUCGGUGACGAAGAUUCAUGAUCUUUACGAAUAUUUUAUAUCAAAGUUCUAUUGAGCAGCAGGAAUUUUUUUAAUUUUUAUUUCAACAUAUUGUUAUGAUCUCG